This is a messenger RNA of Spinacia oleracea (spinach), 1119 nucleotides long. RefSeq lists its product as uncharacterized. Bases 1 to 1119 code for a protein of 372 amino acids. NCBI's taxonomy places the organism in Eukaryota, Viridiplantae, Streptophyta, Magnoliopsida, Caryophyllales, Amaranthaceae. The transcript is spliced from 4 exons. The record is from RefSeq and is a predicted model, not a curated record.
AUGGAGGUUGUGUUAGGGGUGUCGGAUCAGGUGUUACCAAUAAGCAAUACUUUGGUUACAACAAACCCACACCAUCUAGUCAAUUGCGUUCCGAACUCAAUGUUGUCAAAAUCAGAAUUAACUGUUAUGAAAAACACUCAGGAUUUGUUGUUAAAUUACUUAAUGUCUAUUGGUCAGCUCAACCGAGACCAACUGAAACAAUUUGGUGAUGGUGGUGGUAUCCAAGGGUUAGGGUUCGGGGGUGCCAAGUCUGCCCACUUUCAUAGUACGAAUGGCCAAACACUUCAAGGUGCCUGUUUCCAACUAUCCUUAAAACAGAAUACAAUGCAACAACAAGAAGAUGGUGCUUGGCCUGAGCAUGAGAAUGUGCCUGACAGCAACCAAGUUAGUCGUCGUUUAGAGGGUUUCCAAGAGGGUGGGUUUGGUGGCAGUCAAGGAUUGGGUGAGAAAGAAUACGUGCCUGAAACUGAGUUUGUACUUUCUACUGAGAAAGUCAAUGAUCAACCAUUUCCCCAGGGUGUUAGCAGUUUAUGUUCCUUGGCGAUUGAGAAUGACAAAGGUGUCCAUAUAGUUGCCAUUGGAGAAGUGUACGUUGGUAGGGAAGGAGAAGUGGUCAAGAAUCAUUUCAAAACCGUGCCUAGCGGUCAUUAUCGAGUUUGUAUUAAAGAAGAUAUCAACUCAAGUGCGGAAUUGUCAUGUCCCGACAGGGAAAUAAAAUUCGUUUGUCAAAGCUCGGGUAGAUUUUUAAUAUGGCCUGCUCAUUUGGUUUUUCCGUUAAAGAAGGCUGCUGAUAAACAAAUAACAAAGGAAUUCACCGCGCCAUCUCCACGCUCGCCAUCUCCACGAUCGCCAUCUCCAUGCCCGCCAUCAUCACAGUCAUCAUGCACUCGAAAGUAUACGAUCACUCCAACUGAUAGGUCAAAGUUGACUUCUAAUUUGGUAAAAGUUUUCAAGGAUGUAGCUAUUGGAAUGAAAAAGAGCGGAAAAACCAAAUCCUUCACGAUCCCGGCUAGAGUGUUCCUAAAUGAGCAAUGUGUUAGCCUUGAUUAUGAAGACAUGCUUGAUUGGUGCUUUCAAAGAGAGAUAAGAUCAUCUCACAUGUUGAUUUUAAUGAUGUAA